GCACGCAGGCCUCAGAGCCCCCCAGCUUCCGCACCCCCUCCACCUUGAAACUUGGAGCUGGGUAGGGGUGCAGCAUGAAGCCCCCGGACCGCCCCGCCCCUGGUCGCACUGACCGGAUACUGGGGGUCAUGGGGGGCAUGCUUCGCGCAUGCACGCUGCCCGGGCAGGAGGGGACCCCGAAGAGAACCCCCCUAGGGUCGGGGUGUACAGAACCAGAAAGCAACUUUUCCGAGGGGGAUCAGAGAGGGGAGCGCGAUCAUGAGAUCCUCGCCUGGGCUUCCCAGCCCGAAUCCUAUUCCAUCACUGGCAGUGAGGGGAGUAUAUCAGCUUCUGCUGCUUCCGGUCUGGCUGCCCCUUCUGGCCCCAGCUCUGGCCUCAGCUCUGGCCCCUGUUCCCCAGCCCCUCUAGGGCCAGUCAGUGGCCUGAGGAGAUGGUUGGAUCAUUCCAAACAUUGUCUUAGUGUGGAAACUGAGGCAGAUAGUGGCCAAGCGGGACCAUAUGAGAACUGGAUGCUUGAGCCAGUGCUAGCCACAGGAGAAGAGCUGCCAGAACUGACCUUGCUGACCACAUUGUUGGAGGGCCCUGGGGAUAAGAUACAGCCACUUGAAGAGGAGACUUUGUCCCAAGCCCCCGAGAGUAAGGAGGAACAGAAGAAGGCUCUGGAAAGGAGUAUGUAUGUCCUGAGUGAACUGGUAGAAACAGAGAAAAUGUAUGUGGACGACUUGGGACAGAUUGUGGAGGGUUACAUGGCCACCAUGGCUGCUCAGGGGGUUCCUGAGAGUCUUCAAGGCCGUGACAGGAUUGUGUUUGGGAACAUCCAGCAAAUCUACGAGUGGCACCGCGACUAUUUCCUGCAGGAGUUACAACUGUGUUUGAAGGAUCCUGAUUGGCUGGCUCAGCUCUUCAUCAAACAUGAACGAAGGCUUCAUAUGUACGUGGUAUACUGUCAGAAUAAGCCCAAGUCAGAGCAUGUUGUAUCAGAGUUUGGGGACAGCUACUUUGAGGAGCUCAGGCAGCAGCUGGGGCACCGCCUGCAGCUCAGUGACCUCCUCAUCAAACCUGUGCAGCGGAUCAUGAAAUACCAGCUGCUGCUCAAGGAUUUUCUCAAGUACUACAGUAGAGCUGGGAUGGAAACCGAGGAGCUGGAGCAAGCUGUGGAGGUCAUGUGCUUCGUGCCCAAGCGCUGCAAUGAUAUGAUGACCCUGGGGAGACUGCGGGGAUUUGAGGGCAAACUGACUGCUCAAGGGAAGCUGUUAGGCCAGGACACUUUCUGGGUCUCAGAACCUGAGGCUGGAGGCCUGCUCUCUUCCCGGGGCCGAGAGAGACGUGUCUUCCUCUUUGAGCAAAUCGUCAUCUUCAGCGAGGCUCUGGGAGGAGGAGCACGAGGUGGCACACAGCCUGGAUAUGUGUACAAGAGCAGCAUCAAGGUAAGCUGCCUGGGACUGGAGGGGAACCUCCAAGGUGAUCCUUGCCGCUUUGCCCUGACCUCUAGAGGGCCAGAAGGUGGGAUCCAGCGCUAUGUCCUUCAGGCUUCAGAUCCUGCAGUCAGUCAAGCCUGGAUCAAGCAAGUGGCCCAGAUCCUGGAAAGCCAGCGGGACUUUCUCAAUGCUUUGCAGUCACCCAUUGAGUAUCAGAGACGAGAGAGCCAGACCAACAGCCUGGGACGGCCAGGAGGGCUUGGGGUAGGGAGCCCUGGGAGAAUUCGGCCUGGAGACCCAGCCCAGGUCAGCACUCAUAUACCCAUCAACGGCUCUCUCCCCUCCCUGCUGCUGUUGCCCAAAGGGGAGGUAGUCAGAGUCCCCCUGCCUCUGGACACUCAGGUCCUUAGUGUCACCCUGCCGGCUCCUCAUGACUCUCCUCCAGUCCCUACAGCUCUGAACACCCCUCCAGGCCAGGCCAAACUCGCAAAGCUGGAUGAAGAUGAGCUGUAACUGGUGCAGGGCAUGGGGAUAGUGCUGACUCAGUCACCUGUUCCCAAAGGGACUUCAAGGCAAUUCUGGCACCACUCCAGAAUUCCUCCCUCUUAGUAAGGCUGGAAGGUGAGCGAGGCUAGGAAGAUAAUCAAUUUGGAGGACAGUACCUAGGCCCAAAAAUACUUCUUUCUGCCCAAGAAACACAGGAUCCUUCAGCUCCACCCCUAUGCAUGCAUCACCAUCCCCUCAAAAGGGGAUUAUGUGAGUGGUUGGGAGGGAGGGCUUGGGCAAGGGUUUGGGUUUUGAUUUUGUUUUUCUUGU
Molecule: messenger RNA, 2234 nt
Organism: Fukomys damarensis (Damara mole-rat)
Lineage: Eukaryota; Metazoa; Chordata; Mammalia; Rodentia; Bathyergidae
Gene: Arhgef25
Product: Rho guanine nucleotide exchange factor 25
Exons: 16
Coding region: 75-1931 (618 amino acids)
Biological process (GO): axon guidance
Cellular component (GO): cytoplasm; plasma membrane
Molecular function (GO): guanyl-nucleotide exchange factor activity
Source: RefSeq, a predicted model, not a curated record